UCUUCUGCAGACAAACCUGGGAAGUCGGAGACGGUGGAAGAGGAAAUUGAUAUCGACCUCAACGCCCCAGAGACAGAAAAGGCAGCCCUGGCCAUCCAGAACAAGUUUCGCCGCUUCCAGAAAAAGAAACCAAACCCAAGCUCGUGA
Molecule: messenger RNA, 147 nt
Organism: Staurois parvus
Lineage: Eukaryota; Metazoa; Chordata; Amphibia; Anura; Ranidae
Source: the annotation of a GenBank genome assembly